UCAUUCCUAUAUCUCCGGGAAAGAAGAACCGCGAAAAGAGACUAGUCAAGAUCCUUUGUUGCCAUCAAAUAAAAACGAAGAUGCCUCUCUUUGUUCACUCUACAUCUCAGGCGAAGAAACAUCAGACGAGUAUGAGCCAAGAACCACCUUCGAUGAACACAGACGAAGCCUUGAAGAGUCAUUGCUUCUCGCAAAAUCCAAAUUACUUCGAGAGUACUCUGCCUAGAAGAUACCAUAGUAACUUUUCGCUUGGCUCACAAAGACUCUCUGCCCAGUUUCUGAUGAUCCCUAACCCUGGAUUUGUCGUCAUGACAAAAACUCAGGAUACUAAUCCAGCAAGUCUUCAGUCUGUGCCUACAACUAGCUCUUCUUCUCUGCCUCCAAAGACUAUCUCGAAAGAGCAAAAUGAAAAUGAGGAGCCACAAUGGACCAUCAGGAAGGAACUGACAAAGAGCGAUGUUAACUAUGUUACUAACCAAAAACUUAUUCUGGCAAAAAGCUUUGUUGAGGAGCACAUUCUGAAAAAUCUCCCUCUAGAAGAUUCCCAAAAGAUAGACAGAGGUAAACCCGGAAUCACGGUUAAGGUGUAUGACCACGAUACAGACAGUGAGCACGAGCUGUGUCUAGCACUCCGGAGUAGCUAUGUUCUCAAGAAUGGUUGGUUGAAAACAUUUAUUCAAAGAAGAGACUUGAAGAAAGGAGACGAAGUUGGUCUCUUCUGGGAGUGUUCUACUUCUAAGCUUCAUUUUAGUGUGCUUUCUCGUGCAAUCGCAAAAGCUCCUGCAUAA
Messenger RNA from Camelina sativa (false flax), 788 nucleotides. The record is from RefSeq and is a predicted model, not a curated record. Lineage: Eukaryota; Viridiplantae; Streptophyta; Magnoliopsida; Brassicales; Brassicaceae.